This is a messenger RNA of Canis lupus familiaris (dog), 4104 nucleotides long. It is a transcript of the gene NALF2, whose product is annotated as family with sequence similarity 155 member B. Bases 127 to 1560 code for a protein of 477 amino acids. Gene Ontology annotation, molecular function: stretch-activated, monoatomic cation-selective, calcium channel activity. NCBI's taxonomy places the organism in Eukaryota, Metazoa, Chordata, Mammalia, Carnivora, Canidae. The record is from RefSeq and is a predicted model, not a curated record. The transcript is spliced from 3 exons. Gene Ontology annotation, cellular component: plasma membrane. Gene Ontology annotation, biological process: calcium ion import across plasma membrane.
GGCCCCCGAGGUAGAGCCUGGACGGCGCGGAGGAACGCGGAGCGGCGUGCAGCCGGCUCGCCCGCGCGUGACGGCUGUCCGGCCUCGCGCCCGCCUGAUCCCUCCGGCCCGGACCCCCCCUGAAAUAUGUUCAGGGGCGCUUGGAUGUGGCCCGGGAAAGACGCCGCCGCGCUGACUAUCUGCUGCUGCUGCUGCUGCUGGGCUCCCAGGCCGAGCGACAAACCUUGCGCUGACUCUGAGCGGGCGCAGCGAUGGCGACUGUCCCUGGCGUCCCUGCUCUUCUUCACCGUGCUGCUCGCUGACCAUCUGUGGCUGUGCGCGGGGGCCCGGCCCCGGGCCAGGGAGCUGAGCAGCGCCAUGCGGCCGCCCUGGGGGACCGGCCGGGAGCGGCAGCCGAUGCCUCCUCGCGCGGUGCUGCCCCUGCCGCCGCCGCCGCCGCCGCCGCCGCCGCCCGGCGAGCCCAGCGCGCCCCCGGGCACCUGCGGCCCCCAGUACAGCAACCUGACCAAAGCCGCCCCCGCUGCCGGUCCCAGGCCGGACUGCGGUGGCGUCCCAGAGCCCACGGGGCUGGAUGCAGCUUGCACCAAAUUGCAAUCUUUGCAGAGACUUUUUGAACCGACAACCCCAGCCCCCCCACUGCGGCCCCCUGACUCCUCUUCCCGUGCCCCGGCCGAGUUCCCCUCCGCCAAAAAAAACUUGCUCAAAGGCCACUUUCGGAACUUCACUCUCUCCUUUUGCGACACCUACACGGUCUGGGACUUGCUGCUGGGCAUGGACCGCCCCGACAGCCUGGACUGCAGCCUGGACACCCUGCUGGGGGACCUGCUGGCUGUAGUGGCCAGCCCGGGCUCCGGGGCCUGGGAGGUUUGUAGCAACUGUAUCGAGGCAUACCAGCGGCUCGACCGACAUGCUCAGGAAAAAUAUGACGAGUUCGACCUCGUGCUGCAUAAAUACUUACAGGCAGAAGAGUACUCAAUCCGGUCCUGCACGAAAGGCUGUAAGGCUGUCUACAAGGCCUGGCUGUGCUCAGAAUACUUCAGCGUGACCCAGCAGGAAUGCCAGCGCUGGGUGCCCUGCAAGCAAUACUGCCUGGAGGUGCAGACCCGGUGCCCCUUUAUACUCCCUGACAAUGAGGAAAUGGUGUACGGAGGGCUUCCUGGCUUUAUCUGUACAGGGUUGCUGGACACUUUGCCAAAGCGGCCGGAAACCAAGUGCUGUGAUGUACAGUGGGUCUCCUGUGAGUCGGAGAAGAAGAAGUUCAAGGAGACUGAGGCCCCCAAAACCCACCACCAGCAAUUCCACCACUCUUAUUUCCACCACUACCACCAACAGUACCACCACUACCACCCCCGCCAUGACCCCCCAGGCCACAUCAGCCACAAGCCCUCCCUGCUGCCGGUCUCUGGGGGCUCCCGCCUCAGCCCCAGCAGGAUCCGGCUCUAUGUCCUUGUUCUCAUGCUCCUCCAUACCAUGGUGUCCUUCUCCAGCAGCCAGGGUGGUGGAGGACUGGGGCUGGAAGCACUGCCGGCCCUAGAUGAGGGCUUGACUCGGGAAGAGUGACAGCAGGGAGGGAGGGCAGACCUCCACCACACACAGACAUCAGCUCCAGCCCCCCCCAGGGGGAGGGGGAGGGGCUCCUCCCAUGGGAGGUAUAGGGUCAGGUGGGGGGCUGGGGGAAAUGGGGGGCCACACAUCACCCCCAACCUACCCCUACCCCAGAAGCAGCUCCAACAGAACGGCCAGAGGGCCCCAGGGAGCUGCAAAACUCAUCCGGGAGAAAAAGGCAGGAGCAGCAGAUGCCCCCCCUCAGGUCCCUAUCUAUGGGGCUUAGCAAAAAAAAAAAAAAAAAAAAAAAAAAAAAAAAGCGGUGGAGUGGGGGCUGGAAGUACCCACUCCUGCUGAGGGUCCUGACCCUAGGGAAGGAGGCUGCUCACUGGGCCUUGGCCCUGCAGGGAAUGUUGGAGGGCACAGAGAGGAGAUGCUCUUUCCCCCCUCCGCAUUCCUUUUGUUGCCAGGAUCCUUAAUUCCCUCCUGCCCAUACCCCUACAGGCAUUGGCAGACAGUGCAGCGGCCCUCCUCCCACUCCUGCGCACCUUGCCCCAUGUGGGGCCGCCACAGGGAAGCACCAAGCUGGGAGAUGAGGUGCACAUAGUCAUGGCUAGGUUGAGGCCCCAGUGAUGCUUUGCCCCACCACCCUAGGCCAUGAGGGGUAGUCAUGGGGUACAGGAUGAGUGAUGAGAGAGAGUGGAGAUAGGGAGGGGAGAGAGAAGGGGAGGUGGGAGGAGGAGAGGAGGGGUGAGAUGCAGUCAAAGGGCCUAGAGAGAUAGCUGAAUGGUCUAUAGUCACCUGGCUUGGGGAAGAUGGAUGAUCAAUGUUGACACAGGCUCCAGGACAGCUCUUCAAAUCAGAAAGGGUGGCAUAAAGAGUCCUGUGGGGAAAGAGCACAGGAACUUGGGUGUUGGGCCUUGAAACAGAAGGCUGAUAGCACAUGGUCAGACUGCCACUGUCUGAAGGGCCAUUAUCUUACAGAAGGUGCACAUACUCCCAAGGGCCACUCUUGCCCUGGAGAUCUUGGCCUUGAGGCCAAAGAUGUUUCCAUUCCUGAUCUCCAUGGGGAGGAGGGACUUAAGCCCAAGUGGGUCAGGCCUGGCCUGGGUCCCCAUACACCCUCAUUCUGUCCUAGCCCAGGCCUCCAUGAAGGAGAACCUGGUGGCACUGCCCCAGGGCUUUCCAGAGAUGAGCCUCCCCCGUCCCCACCCUGUCCCCAUCCCCAGCCUACCAAAGAGUAUUCAUCCCUUCCCAUCCCAGACCCCGUGGGUUACUAUCUGAAUUGUGGAACAACCAGACUCUUCCUCACCCUGUAGCGGGUCCCCUGAUCCAGCCACUCCUGCCCCUUACUGGUGAAGGUCCAGAGACAGGCAAGUGGACCCACUGAAUAAAGAUGAUGUGCUGUUGUCUCUUGGCUGAGACACUUGAAUUGCUUAGGCAGGCUAGAGGGCUAGACAAGAAAAGAGGCAUUGAGAGCCCCCUCGGGGGCUGUCAGCCUUGUGCUGAUCUCCUGGCAGUGGGAGGCCACAUUGCCUGGGACAUCUAAAAACCGAUACGAGUGGACAAGAAAGGGAGCCAGAACUGUGUUCCUGGGACAGGCCAAGGGGCUUUUGGUGCCAGAAGGGCCCAUGUCCUAGGCUGUGAUGCCAGUAAGGACAGGGCUGGGCCUGGAGCUGCAUCCGAAGAAGGGGAUGGGGAGGGGAUAGCUGGAAGUGGUUGGCAGGGGAGAGAUGGGAGACCUCCCUAAGGAAAAAGGGAAUCAUCCGAGGACCUCUGCUGGGUCCCAAAUAGGCUCUACGAGACUGGGGAGUCCUUCCCUGCCAGUUUUCUCAUUUGUCACAGCCUGUUUCCUGCCCCCGACCCCUGUGCCCUGCCCACAGCACUUCCGGCCUAGCCACAUGCCCUAUCCCUAGAGUGCUCUUUUCAGCUGGGGAGGGGAAGAGGUGCUGGCUCCUUUCCAGAGAUGCUUCUGUAGAUGUGAGAGAUCCUAGGUCCUGCCUUCUAACUCCUGCAUCCUCAGGAGGCAAAAAGGGACUGGGAAGUAAAGGGGGGCCUUAGGACCCCAAAGAAUGGACCCUUGGAGACUCCCAUCCUCUCUUCCCCCUCACCAAGUGCCCAGGAGACCCCUGGCUCAGACCAGCCCAGGGCCUUGCCCAGUGGCAGGGGAAAGGGGCACCUCACUCCACCUCGAAGUCAUUUGACUAUCCCUGUCCACCUCACCUCCCAGAUCUUCCGCCACCCUUCCAGCUGCCCCUGCCCUCUGUCACAGGUAGCAGAGCUGGGCAGCUUUCUUAUGCCAUUUUCUACACUGUGCUUCAUGAGUAGAACUUUCUUGCACUAGUUCCUACGACUGAGUCUCCAACCUGGAUUCCGAGUAGUCCCCUGUCCCUUCCCUCCUCACCUGGCUAUGAUUCAGUUGUCCCCCUUCCCCUGCCUCUGUGUUUCGGUGAGAGUCUAUGUAUGUGUACUGCUUUCUGUUUUGUUGCAUUGUGGGGCAGAGGUCUCUCUGCUCUCGUUUAACCCCAUAAAGAAAUAAAUGGUAAGACUUGAUGAUAA